Molecule: messenger RNA, 2277 nt
Organism: Sinocyclocheilus rhinocerous
Lineage: Eukaryota; Metazoa; Chordata; Actinopteri; Cypriniformes; Cyprinidae
Product: sodium- and chloride-dependent GABA transporter 2-like
Exons: 15
Coding region: 90-1859 (589 amino acids)
Biological process (GO): sodium ion transmembrane transport; amino acid transport; nitrogen compound transport
Cellular component (GO): cell projection; plasma membrane
Molecular function (GO): gamma-aminobutyric acid:sodium:chloride symporter activity
Source: RefSeq, a predicted model, not a curated record
UACACGAAACCAGAAAACCCCCACAUUAAAGAGCAAAACCUGAGAAUAUACAGGAAACUUGACACUGCCGGCUGCCCUGCAACGUCCUAAUGAAAGGAGAGAAAGAGAUUACGACCAAGAUGGACCCGUCUAACGGGCUGAACCGGCCGCUGGAGAUUGUCCCGCACACGGAGGUGAAGAUGAAGGACAGAGGACAGUGGAGCAACAAGCUGGAGUUUGUCCUGUCGGUGGCCGGAGAGAUCAUUGGACUGGGAAACGUGUGGCGCUUCCCGUAUCUCUGCUACAAGAACGGUGGAGGUGCAUUUUUCAUCCCCUACCUGAUCUUCCUCUUCACCUGCGGUAUUCCCGUGUUUUUCCUGGAGAUUUCUCUGGGUCAGUACACCAGCGAGGGAGGAAUCACAUGCUGGAGGAAGAUCAGCCCGCUGUUUGAAGGUAUCGGUUACGCCACUCAGGUCAUCGUGGCUCUGCUCAACUUCUACUAUAUAAUAGUUUUGGCCUGGGGAAUAUUUUACCUGUCCUUCUCCUUCUCCUGGAACCUGCCGUGGGCCUCCUGCAACAACACCUGGAACACAGAUGCCUGCGUGGAAUUCCAAAGACGAAAUGAAUCCAUUGACCAAAGUUACCUUGAAAACGCAACAUCGCCCGUAAUUGAGUUUUGGGAACGCAGAGUUUUGCGGAUCUCGUCUGGGAUUGAGGAGAUGGGAACGCUGCACUGGGAUCUGGUCCUCUGUCUGUUGUUGGCCUGGGUUCUCUGCUAUUUCUGCAUCUGGAAAGGCGUCAAAUCCACCGGCAAGGUGGUGUACGUCACUGCGACCUUCCCAUAUGUUAUGCUGUUGAUUUUACUGAUCAGAGGGGUCACACUGCCGGGAGCAUCCCGUGGGAUCCAGUUCUAUCUUUAUCCCGACUUAGGACGGUUAGCGGACCCACAGGUGUGGAUGGACGCAGGCACGCAGAUCUUUUUCUCAUACGCUAUAUGUUUAGGUUGCCUCACUGCACUCGGAAGCUACAAUAAAUACAACAACAACUGCUACAGGGAUUCUUUGGCCCUGUGUUUCCUGAACAGCGGAACCAGUUUUGUCGCUGGUUUUGCCAUCUUCUCGAUUCUCGGCUUCAUGUCUUAUGAACAGAACGUCCCAAUUUCAGAAGUGGCUGAGUCUGUGCACACAUUUGUCUGGGGUCAAUUCGUGUGUGUGGAGAGUCUGGUCACGGCUAUGGUGGACAUGUACCCGACUUUCUUCCGGCAGAAGAACCGCAGAGAGCUGCUCAUCCUCGCCGUGGCCAUCGUGUCCUUCCUCGUGGGUCUCAUUAUGCUCACAGAGGGUGGAAUGUAUGUCUUCCAGCUGUUUGAUUACUACGCAGCCAGUGGGAUGUGUUUGCUAUUUGUAGCUGUUUUUGAGACCGUCUGCAUCGCUUGGAUAUACGGUGCUAAUCGGUUUUAUGACAAUAUUGAGGACAUGAUUGGUUACCGUCCUGGGCCUUAUAUUAAAUACUGCUGGCUCUUCUUCACCCCAGCCACAUGUUUUGGUACGUUUGCGUUCUCCCUGAUCAAAUACACUCCUCUGAAGUAUAAUAACGAGUAUAUGUACCCGUGGUGGGGUUACGCACUUGGCUGGCUGCUGGCGCUCUCCUCUAUGAUUUGCAUCCCGCUGUGGGUUGUUUCUAAACUGAGCAUGGCCAAAGGUUCACUGAGAGAGCGUUUCCACGAGCUCAUCACGCCCUCACCGGACCUCCCCAAAACCAGACGAGAGCAGGAGAAACUUCAGGCCAUCUUUGCAGCCGACGGCGACACUCUUCGUCAGCGAGGCGGUCCGACUAAAGACGGGUACUUCCCUGUCGGCGAGAAGGAGUCGCACUGUUAGCCCAGCCGUCCCGUGAUGGACCACUGUAUGUUUCCCCGAGGGUGGUGCUUCUAAACCUUCCCAUGAUACCUCACACAGUACUGGCAGCCAAAUAAGCAUUACGACAGACACGCCAGGGUGACGCUCCAGCUCUCCUCGGUCUGAGAGGGGAUUCUCUCUGUUCUCAUUGACCAGAGCACACAAAAACACACUUUGUGUCAAUAUUAUAGACAGCAGAAUGUCACAAUGUAAUCACUUAUUUUAAACGUGAUAUUGGAGAGAAAGCUUAGGGUUAGCUAGCGUUACUUCUAAUUUAUGUCUUAACUACGCCACAAAAGUGUAGACCCAUGCACGGUCAAAUAUCAUUGGAUACGCAUUAUUGGCAAGUCUCUACAGGCAAAAACAUUUUUCAUGCACUGGUCAAUAUUGAGAUUUUGGG